AUGCUCGCCAAAAGCUUUGUCGGACUCCUCCUCGCCCUUCUCACCGUCCACUCCAACGCAGUGACCAUCCAAAAACCAGGCCUCACCCAGUCCGCCACCUCCAAACAGCGCGCAGAUGAGAUCAAAGCAGCAUACCGUACCUCCUAUUCCGCCUACCUCAAAUAUGCCUCUAAUCACGACGCCCUUCUCCCCCUAACCAACGGUUUCGCCGACCCCUUCGGCGGCUGGGGAGCAAGCGUAGUGGAUUCACUCAGCACAUCUUUCCUCAUGGGUCACACGGAUCUCUACAAUGCCGGUGUCGAGUUUUCUAAAAAGAUCGAUUUCACCAAGACUUCAUCCAAAACCAUCUCUCUCUUCGAGACUAACAUUCGAUAUCUUGCUGGACUCAUCUCUGCUUAUGAGCUGGGUGGGAAGGAGGAGCAGAAGCUGAUUGAUCAGGCGAAGGUUGUUGGUGAUCAUUUGGUGACGGGUUGGUUAGGUGAGAACCCAUUGCCGUGUAAUAAACUGAAGUGGAACAAGUUUACGCCUCCGGAUGCUUGUACUAAGUCGGGUAUAGCUGAAACGGGAACGCUGAUUUUGGAGAUGGAUAGGUUGUCCAAGUAUACCGGUGAUCCUACAUACUUGAAGCUGGCAAAGAAGACUAUGAAGACGAUCGCAGAGUCAAAGGGCGUGUUUCCGGGGUUGUUCGCUCAGGUGUAUAACCCGGUUACGGGUCAACCUACGGAUGAUUAUGUGACUUGGGGAGGUGGAAGUGAUAGCUUCUUUGAGUAUCUGAUCAAGUAUGCGUAUCUGAUUGGUGAUGAUAAGGAUGUUUGGAUUCCAACUUGGGUGAAUUCUGUUGCGAGCUCGAUCGAGUAUCUGGUUGAACAUCCCGAACAGACGAAGGAAGGGAAGUUGACUUAUUUGACCGACUACUCUGAAACGAGAGGUGGCAAUCUUCCGCGAUGGUCCCACUUGGGCUGUUUCGCAGGCGGAAACUGGAUCCUUGGCGCAAAGAUGAUCGGGCAGCCCACAUUCGACAAGUACGGUCAAUCCCUAACCGCAGCUUGCGCCAAUACCUACUCUUCUUCCCCCUCAGGCAUUGGUCCUGAAAGCUUCGUCUUCAUCGGCCAAGGAAACAACACCAACAGAAUCACCAUCAACAAUGCCCCCUUCUACCGCGAACACGGAUUCGAUUUCGAGAUAACUGAAUACGUCCUCCGUCCUGAAGUGAUGGAGUCAGUGUUCUACGCCUACCGCACCACCGGUGAUGCAAAAUGGCAAGAGAUAGCCUGGAAUGCUUGGCAAUCGAUCUAUCGAAAUUGUUUGGCGAAGCAAAAUGGUGCACUGGCUGCCUUGGCCAAUGUCAACUCGACGAAUCCGACCCAGCUGGAUGAUUCGGAAUCGUUCUUGUAUGCGGAAACGUUCAAGUAUCUAUAUCUGAUCUUUGCUGAUCCGGAGACAGCGAAUUUGGAUAGGUACGUGUUCAACACAGAGGCACAUCCGUUUUUGGUGGAUAAUCCGGAAAAGAAGAGUUAUGCUGCGCCGAACGUGCAGGUGAAGGAGCCAGCGAAGAAGCAGGGUGGUAUGGAUAAGAAGGAAAACUGA
Molecule: messenger RNA, 1587 nt
Organism: Ustilago hordei
Lineage: Eukaryota; Fungi; Basidiomycota; Ustilaginomycetes; Ustilaginales; Ustilaginaceae
Exons: 1
Coding region: 1-1587 (528 amino acids)
Biological process (GO): N-glycan processing; carbohydrate metabolic process
Cellular component (GO): endoplasmic reticulum; Golgi membrane
Molecular function (GO): calcium ion binding; mannosyl-oligosaccharide 1,2-alpha-mannosidase activity
Source: RefSeq, a predicted model, not a curated record